Molecule: messenger RNA, 426 nt
Organism: Rhinocladiella mackenziei CBS 650.93
Lineage: Eukaryota; Fungi; Ascomycota; Eurotiomycetes; Chaetothyriales; Herpotrichiellaceae
Exons: 4
Coding region: 1-426 (141 amino acids)
Biological process (GO): mitochondrial respiratory chain complex I assembly; response to oxidative stress
Cellular component (GO): membrane
Source: RefSeq, a predicted model, not a curated record
AUGUCCACCGUCACGCGAACCUUCCGCAACCUGUGGAGGGUUGGCCUCAAAGAAUAUGGACACCAGCUGCAGUACAUUGGCGAUACCAAAGCCGGUGUUCUGAUCGGAACCGACCGAUACGGCAACAAAUACUACGAAAACCUGGAGGAAGACCUUCCCCUACGGACACGAUGGGUCGACUAUAAGGACAGAGAGCUUGACGCCAGUCAAAUAGAACCCGGAUGGCAUGCGUGGAUGAGCUACCUGGUUGACAAGCCCCCAGCGGAAGACAAGGUCAUGGCCGUUGGCGUGAGACCUUGGGAACCCAAGGAGCCCAAGAUCAACCUGACAAUGAGCAGAGGAGCUUACCGCCCAUACUCGACGACAAAACCGAAAUACAGUGCUUGGGAUCCUGUCGCCAAACCCCGAGACGGCUCUACUCCCUAG